AUGCGAUUACUCACCUGGAAUGUGAAUGGUUUGAGAGCUGUAAUUCAAUAUCACCCUUGGUAUAAGGAUAAAAGUUAUCAGAAGAUUUUAUUAGAUACACUUGAAGCGGAUAUAAUAUGCUUUCAAGAAACAAAAAUUACUUUGGACAAAUUGGAAGCAACGAUGGCUAUAAUUCCUGGUUAUGAUGCUUAUUUUUCUUUUACAAAAGACAAAACAGCACGUUCAGGUGUGGUUACUUAUGUUAAAACUAACAAAAUAAGUCCAAUUGCUGCUGAGGAAGGGAUUUCAGGAAUUCUUAAUGAAUUUUAUGAGACAUCAAACACUAAAAAUCAAAUUUCUAAAAGUAAUAUGGAUAAACGGAUUGAAUCUACGACCACAAACAAAUAUGGUGCAAAAGAACUGUUGGAAAUUGAUUCAGAAGGACGAUGUGUUUUAUUAGACUUUAAGUUUUUUGUACUUUUUAAUGUCUAUUGUCCACAUGAAUCAAAUUCAGAUAGACUUACAUUCAAAAUGAAAUUCUUUAAAGUUUUACAAAAUCGUGUGGAAGCUUUAUUAAAUGAUGGUAGACAAGUGAUAAUUAUUGGUGAUAUUAAUAUUACACAUCAAAAAAUCGAUCAUUGUGAUCCACAGAAAGCAAUUAAAGAUCAAAAAAUGGAUUCUUUUGAAGACCAUCCUGCAAGAAAAUGGUUUGAUGGCUUUUUAGCACCAAAUGGUCCAAUGAUCGAUUUAUUCAGAAUAUUUCAUCCAAAUGAGGAAGGAAUGUACACAUGUUGGAAUACUCUUAUAAAUGCUAGACCUGCAAAUUAUGGUACACGAUUGGAUUAUAUACUUGUUAGUAAAGGAAUGGUAAAAUGGAUGAAAUCAUGUGAUGUUAAACAACAAAUAAUGGGCUCUGAUCAUUGUCCAGUUUCUUGCGAACUCUAUGAUGAAAUUGAGGAGAAUGGUAAAAAAAUUAGGCUUUCUGAUUUGAUUAGUUCUAACUCAUACAUUACACAAAACAAGCUAGAGGCACCAAAACUUUGUGCCAAAUAUCUGUCCAAAUUCUUUAAUCAGACUAAAUUACAAAGCUUUUUUAAUAAAUCAAAUAUGAAUAACGAUGAGAUUGCAAAUGUUAAGAUAAUUGAUAAUUCUAAUGUUAGUAGUUCUGUUGAAACCAUUCUUUUUGAAAAAGAAAAAAUUUCACAAGAAUUUCCCUCUAAACCAACUUCCAUGCUGAAAAAAACUUCAAUAAAGUCACUAAAUUGUAUUGCUAAAAAAACAAAUUCAACAAUUCCGAAUCAACCUACUCUUACAACAUUUUUUAAAGCUUCAUUAGAGAAAAAUGAUAAACCAAUUAAAAUAAUUGAUAUUGAAGAGAAUAUAGCCACUCCAAAAUAUGAUAAAAAUUCUGAACAUAAAUCUGAUAUAAUGUCUCAAUGGAAUAUGAUAUUUAUGCCCAAAGCAAUUCCUAAAUGUAAGGUGCAUGGAGAACCAUGUAAAAAAUAUAGAGUUAACAAAAAUGGACCAAAUGAAGGACGAUAUUUCUUUUCAUGUUCAAGACUGGUUGGAUCAUCACCAGAAAAUCAAUGUGAUUAUUUUGAAUGGGCAAGAAAUUCAUCUUUGCCAACAAAAAGAUUAAAACUCAGACAAGAUGAUAGAAAAAGCAACAAAAUAAUCAAGAAACAAACAAAUUAA
Messenger RNA from Entrophospora sp. SA101, 1674 nucleotides. The record is from the annotation of a GenBank genome assembly. Lineage: Eukaryota; Fungi; Glomeromycota; Glomeromycetes; Entrophosporales; Entrophosporaceae.